This is a messenger RNA of Symbiodinium pilosum, 1320 nucleotides long. Lineage: Eukaryota; Dinophyceae; Suessiales; Symbiodiniaceae. The record is from the annotation of a GenBank genome assembly.
AUGGAUGAUUCGGACGGCAGCCAGCAAGGCAGGUGUAUCAGCAGCAUUCCAGCCUACGUGGAGAUGUGUCGGUUUUUUCUUGCUCUUUGCCCGGUCAUUGACAGUCCCACGGAAGACAAAGUCUUCACGGCCAGAACAUGGAGCUGUCGCGGCUGGUGCAGAUUGGAGAGAGCCGCGCGCGAGUUGUCCGUGCACGACACCUGGAUCCUAGUUCAAAGUUCUGCGUCCAUCGAGCUAGUCGGCACCGCUUUGUCAUUUCCCAUCGACUCUGUGGGGGACGGCGAGUUCACUAUAGCAGCUGAUCGAGAUAGACUUGCGCCAAUAGUGCAAAGUUUGCUACGGAGAAAGCUGCGGUUGUGCUUGCAGAAGCGGGAGCUACCUGCAUACCGCCGUUUGCUGAAUCUACAAACAGUGCACCUGCGGGGGCUGGCGGCUGAGCCCAUAAAGGACCUCGUGCCUGGCUUCUCUGCAAGAUGGCGGCCGAAGCACUACGCAGCACUCUCUGGAAACGUAGACGUGGUGGAAGGGCUGCUUCAGCUUCGGGCCAAUCCAAACCAGCGAACCUCGAGAGAUGUGCCACAACUGGGACUGCCCCUUUGGAUGUCGCCGCUGGACCUGGUAUUCUACAAACACAAUGAGGCAGCACAGCUGCUCCUCGCGGCUAGGGCCCACAUGGAGGGCGGCGUGGGACCAGCGUUGCAUUGGGCAUGCAACGCGAACAACGCGGUGGGCGCACGUCUGCUCUGCUGUGCGGGCAGUUCGCCCCUGGCGAGAAAUCUUCUUGGGCCAAACGCGUUGGACUGUGCGGGCGCUUUUGGAAGCAUGGCAGCGCUGGAGGAAAUGCUGCAACACUGUCACCCCACUUCGCUUGAUGCGUCGAGGGCUCUACUGUCAUGUUCCGAUGGCGGUCGGGGUGCUUCCGCCAAGAUGGUGCAGCGACUGAUCGACCUGAGAGCGGACGUCAACUUCCAGCGAAACCUCCGCCGCGACUGGACCCUGCUGGGCCGCAUGCUCUUCAGCGCCCAGGCCCUGAAGCACCGGUUCGGCACAAAAACAGUUGGAUCGACAAGAGCCUAUCACGCCUCCGGAAGCACGGCGCUCAUGUGGGCCUUGGUAUCGGCUCAGUACGAGGGUGCCGCAGCCCUGCUUGCUGCCGGCGCACGGCUAGACAUCUGCAACUGCAGAGGCUGGAGGGCAGCUGAUUUUGUGAAGGGACUGUCAAUCCCCAGCUUUUUGCAACAAGGUUUAGAAGAAGAUCCGUCGGAAUGCAGGCGGGUGGCAUGUCUCGCCCUCUCUGACGAUGACGUUUUUGAAAUUUAG